AUGUAUACACAAAGUCACCCAUUUACUGAAGCUUCUUCUUCUUCUUCUUCUUCUUUUUCUUCUUCUUCUUCUUCUUCUUUUCUUCUUCUUCUUCUUCUUCUUCUUCUUCUUUUUACUAUUCUCUUUCUUUUUUUGAUAUUUUUCAUUUUUCCUAUUUAUUUCCAAUUCUUCUUUUUUCUUCGUUUUUUCCUUCUACUUCUAUUUCUUCCUUCUUUUUCUUCUAUUACUUCCUUCUACUUCCUCCUCCUCCUUUUUCUUUCUUUCUUUCUUUCUUUCUUUCUUUUUUCUUUCUCUUCUCCUUCUUCCUUCUUUUUCUUCCUUUCUUUUCUUCUUCUUUCUUCUUUUUCUUCUUCCUUCUUCGUUUUCUUCCUUUCUUUUUUCUUUCUUCUUCGUUUUCUUCCUUCUACUUCUAUUUCUUCCUUCGUUUUCUUUUUUUUACUUCCUCCUUCUUCUUCCUCAUCCUCCUUUUUCUUUCUUUCUUUCUUUUUUCUUUCUUCGUCUUUCUCUUCUCUUUCUAACUUCUUCAUGUUCAUUCUCCUUUUUCUUCCUUCCUCUUCUUCUUCUUUUUCUUCUGCCUUCUUUUUCUUCUUCCUUCUUCGUUUUCUUCCUUCUACUUCAUCUUUUACUUCCUUCUUCUUCCUCAUCCUCCUUUUUCUUUCUUUCUUUCUUUCUUUCUUUCUUUCUUUCUUUCUUUCUUUCUUUGUCUUCCUCUUCUCCUUCUUCCUUCUUUUUCAUCGUCUUUCUUCUUCUUCUUCUUCUUCUUUUUCUUCUUCUUCUUCUUCUUCUUUUUCUUUUUCUUCUUUUCUUCUUUUUCAUCAUUGCCAUUUAUUUUUUCUUAUCUUCUCUUCAUUUUUAUUCUUCAUUUUCAGCGCUGCUUCUUUUUAUUUUUUUCAAUUCUUCUAUCUUUUAUUUUUAUUUCUCUUUCCUUAUCCCGAUCAAAAUUCACUCCUCCAUUCUCUCCUUCAUUUUCUCCUUCAUUUUCUCCUUCAUUCUCCUCUUCGUUCUCUCCUUCUUUUCUUUUUUUUAUUUACAUCUAUCUAUCUAUCUAUCUAUCUAUCUAUCUAUCUAUCUGAGUCUAUUCAUUAUAUAAAGUCUAUUCAUCAAAUCUAUUUUUUCAUCUAUCUAUCUAUCUCUCUCUCUCUCUCUCUGUAUCUAAAAAUCUUCAUCUAUUCUAUCAUCUAUCUAUCUAUCUAUCUAUCUUCUAUCUAUCUAUCUAUCCUAUCUAUCUAUCUUAUUCUAUUCAUCAUCUAUCUAUAUCUAUCUAUCUAUCUCAUCUAUUCAUCUAUCUAUUCAUCUAUCUAUCUAUCUAUCUAUCUAUCUAUCUAUCUAUCUAUCUGUUCAUAUCUAUUCAUAUCUAUCUAUCUAUCUAUAUCUAUCUAUCUAUCUAUCUAUCUGAUAUUAUUCAUAGCUAUAUAUCUAUUCACAUCUAUCUAUCUAUCUAUCUAUCUAUCUAUCUAUCUAUCUAUCUAUCUAUCUAUCUCAGUUUGCUCAUAUCUAUCUAUCUAUCUAUCUAUCUAUAAAUCUAUCUAUCUAUCUCAAAUAUUCAUAUUAUCUAUCUAUCUAUCUAUCUAUCUAUCUAUCUAUCUAUCUAUCUAUCUAUCUAUCACCACAUUAGCCUACUCCUGCCAGGUGAUAAGCAGGAAAUCUAUCUAUCUAUCUAUCUAUCUAUCUAUCUAUCUAUCUAUCUAUCUAUCUAUCUCUCUAUCUCUCUAUAUCUAA
Acanthosepion pharaonis is the source of this 1719-nucleotide messenger RNA. Lineage: Eukaryota; Metazoa; Mollusca; Cephalopoda; Sepiida; Sepiidae. The record is from the annotation of a GenBank genome assembly.